Hemiscyllium ocellatum (epaulette shark) is the source of this 6598-nucleotide messenger RNA. RefSeq names its product transcription factor 20 (gene tcf20). Gene Ontology annotation, biological process: regulation of transcription by RNA polymerase II. The transcript is spliced from 7 exons. NCBI's taxonomy places the organism in Eukaryota, Metazoa, Chordata, Chondrichthyes, Orectolobiformes, Hemiscylliidae. The record is from RefSeq and is a predicted model, not a curated record. Bases 681 to 5819 code for a protein of 1712 amino acids. Gene Ontology annotation, cellular component: nucleus.
CAGUGGCAGCUGGUGAACACAAGCCCUUCUGAAAGAGUACAGCUCAGUUAUCUUCACAACAAGCAGCAACUGAAGCUAACUGGGAGAGACUAGGUAGGGCGAUGCAGUCAGCGUUUGUCCAGUUUGAGAGGCUGUUGGGGGAGCGAGUGUAACAGAACAUGUCCGCAAGGCUCGCUGCUCCCGAGCAGCACCAGAGAAUAUUAUCACCAUCUCCUGUUUAUUUUGCAGGCACAAGGUGUCAUAUUAACAAUCAGGGCUCAAACAGCCGUCACGUGAAUUUUCGUUUCAGAAAGGUUCCUUCCCAGGAUGUGAGAGUUGCUGGCUAGCCUGCCAUUAAUUGCCUGUCCCUAAUUACCCUGGAGUAGGUGGUGGGGAAAACUCCGCGGUCCCUAUGCUCUGGGUUGACCCACACGGCUGUUAAGGAGAGAAACCCAGGAUUUUGACCCAGUGACCCCGAAGGAACGGUGAUAUAGUGCCAAGCCAGGACGGCUAUUUCCAGAUGUACAGGCGAGUGUUCCUGAGGCCAGGCACGAGGAUCUGUGCAGCAGCUGGUGACAUUGGCGUCUGUCAGAGGGACAGCCACAGAACCAUGGGUAUCUCGGAGUGAGCUCAGGGAUCCAGGAGCAAGGGACGGAGUUGAAUGAGAUCCUGCCAGGGACUGGACUGUGGAACGCCACGACAUGCAGUCAUACCGGGAGCAGAGCAGUUACCACGGAAACCAGAGGCUCCUUCACCAAGAGGCUCAGGAGUCUCCCCGACUGGACAGCUACAGCCAGCACCACCAGGGCCCCCUCUUCAGCGGCUACACCAGCCGGCCAGGCGGCGAGGGCUGUGACCAGCAGCUGUACCCGAGCUUCCGCAGGGAGCCCACCGAUUACUACUACCCCAGGGCCAAGGACCUAACCGGGCCGCAGGCCCAGCGGAGGCUCCCCGGGCCUUUGCAGAGCGGGUAUGGGGCACAGCAGGCCGGAGGCUACUCCGUGCAGUACCUGAGCGAGGGUCAGUGGAGGGCACCUCACUCCGCCACCAUGUCAGGCUACGGCCAGUUUGACCAGGAGGCCUACGCUGGUCAGUUUUCACCCGGCAGUGUGCAGCAGCAGCAGCAGCAGCUACGACACCAGGCCUUCCAAACUCCCCUUGGCUCCCAGACGGUGGCCCAGCCUUCUCCCUCCCCCGCCCACCACCCCCAGCAUUCCCACCAGCCCAGCCCGGCCCUGUUGGCCAAGUAUCAGCAACGGGUGGCUCAGUAUAACCCCCAGCAGUUCCAGACUGCUGUGUCGUCAUCCUCCUCCUCCUCCUCCUCUUCCUCUUCCUCUUACCUGUCACCUCAAGGCUACAGCCAGCCCCCGGGGCAAGCUUUCGAUAGUUACCAUGUCAACGCCGGUGCCCAGUGCGAUGGCUACAUGGUUAACGCCACGACUGCCCCCAGCUACGGGACCCAAGCGGGUUAUAGCUACCAGGCACCAAUGGGCAAGGCCUGUUUCGAACAAUCAAAGGCAGGCCAGGGUCAGCAGCCUGGGCCUCAGGCCCUGCAGUACCCCAGUGCAGCCAAGGUGCCCUUGGGGAACCAGCAGUUCGCCCCCUACUGUUCAGCCGACAUUCCCGCCAAAUCGCCCAUGCCCUUCCACCAGAACUUCAGCCCGAGUUCCAACGCCUCACCGGCCACCCCAGUGGCCCAGUCCCCCUCGUGUAGCUCCACCCCUUCCCCUCUGGUGGUGAGCAGCGAGAGCCUGCAGUGUGGGCCGGGCGCCAUGGGCAUGAGGGGCCGGGUGGUACCGCUCAUGCCCCAGCCCAGUCCCACUCCGGCGGGCCUGAUGCCGAGCCCCGGCUCGCAGUCUGCGGCCUACGAGGGGUUUGGGUUGGAAGGCGGGGCUGAGAAACGCCCCUCAGACUUGGGCCAGAGCAGCCUGACGGCCCUGAGCUCCCAGGUGGCCAACAUCCCCAACAGAGUGCAGCACCUGCUCAUCUCCGACACCUUGGCGUUACACCGACGGCAGGGCCGGCGACCCAACAAGAGGCCAGGCCCAGGAGGCCCGGCCGAGCACCAGGGCCUGGAGGAACCACUGAAAUCACCGCAGGCCGAGUCCUUAGAUGGGGCCUGCUCGAGUUCAUCUGAGGACCCCGCGGAGAGAGUUCGUCAGCUCAGCGGCCAGAGCGGCACCUCGGAGCGAGGCUACAAGGCCCACAACCCAGACACCGUGCCCACGGCCACCUGCUCGCCAGCAAGCUCCAUCGGUGACAGCGCCGGCCGGCCCCUUUCCAAGGAAGAAGUCAUUGCCCAGAUGUGUCGGGAUGGUAAAGGCAACGCCGUGCCACCACUGACAGAGCAAGGCCUAGCCCGCAGCGAGAAGCCUGUCGGAGUCAUCGUCGCCCGGGAGACCAUGGCCGGUCGGGGCAAUGCCAUGGCUCUCGGGGGCCAAGGGGAGGAGCAGAACGCCUUCCUCACCGGCGGCGAGAAAGAAUCCGGCCUCCAGCAGCAACUAAGCAACGCCCGCAACAUCAUGGCACCUUCAACUACCCCGAACGGGAACGGGCUGGGGGUCCACCAGGGCCAGGUGGCGCUCAGUGACCCCCUGGCCACAAGGAUGGACACCUCCAAGUCCCCUGGCUACUUGGCGUACGGGCUUCGCGAUGUGCCCAAGGGUGACGGCCAAUACCACUACAUGCAGUACCCAGCAGCCGGUUACGGUCACCCAGGGCCCGAGCAGUUUGGUCUGGGAGACGGGAAGGUGCACCCGGGAAAGCCUGACAAGAGCCACAGUUUGCUGCAGGAGGCUUUGCAGGCCAACUACCACGGGAGGAAGUUCCACUCGGCUUACGCUCCAGAGGAUCAUUACCCAGGCUUCCUGGAGAGCCCACUGCAGCCCGUCAGGCAGAUGAUCGAGUUGACCAGGAAAGGGGGACAUAACAACAGCCUGGCCUCUCCCCCGGGCUGGGGGGAGUCGAGGACUCCCGGCCCAAGCUUCAGCCUGGAGCUGACCAAGGCCGACCACGAGCCUCCGUACGAGCCUGGGGCCUCCGAGAGGAAGUCGGUCAUCUGUGAUGUCUCCCCUUCGAGACCCUUCGGUCACGGGCCUUUAGCCCCGGGCUGCGGGCAAGGGCAGGAGCGGGAGCUGGGCCGCAGCUUGAAGGCGGCUCGGGCCUGCAAGGCCGGCCAGACGGUUAUCCAGGCCGGAGUCUACAUGGGGGCAGAUGGGAAGGCCAAGGGGCUGAUGGAGCAGCAUCAGGGUCAGCUGAGGACCCUGGGGCAGUACGACAGCAGGGAGCCCCACUGGAAAUACGACUCAUUUGAGCUGGCCCGGUCUUCGGCGCUGGUCUCGAUGCCAAUUUCGAUGGGAUCCUCCAGCACCCUACUCCAUCAGGCCCUCAACAGCCGACCCUCAAGGGGCAGGAGACCCUGCGGACGGGCAGGAGGUAGAGCCGGGGUGAGGAGGAGAGCGCCGACUCGGACCGACGACAAAGCUCUGAUGGCCAGGGCGCCCCUGAUCAAACAGGAGGAGGCGCUGGGCUCCCGGCUGCCUGGAUUCCUGGGCCACGCCAGAGAGCACCUGCCCAUCUUGUCUUGCGCUAGUGCCCCGCACCCUCCCUCCUCCUCGCACGCCGAGACGCUCUCCUCCCUGCUGACCAAACAAGAUGGCCCUCGCUCGUCCGGUCCUGAGGGGCUGACCGGCCUGAGGCCUUUACGGCAGGCCCCCAACUCCAACGGGGUGAGCGACUGGGCCGACGGGAAGGCUUUCCCAACAGGGGACAGCUGGAGCAGCGUCCCGAAGGAUCCCCGAGCUCCUCACGCCCCAGAGCAGCAGCCGAGCGGCUAUGCCGCGCUCCAGCCCCGCCUGGGGGAUAGCACGAAGUUGGGGGAGUGGCCAGCGGAGGGGGACAAAUCGUCGCAGCCCCCGCGGAGGCCGAACGAGUCUGCGGCUCAGACCGAGCUGUCGGUUCAGUCGUCCAUCUUGUCCAGGAGGAGGAUUCGGUCUUUCAUAUCACCCAUUCCGGCCAAACGACUUUGCCAAGACCCCCGGACCAGAGAGGCGGACGGUCAGUUGGCCCCUCCUCACGGCGUUGCUGGUGUAAACCCAUUGCACAAGGGCGAGCCAGGGCACGAAGCGGCACUGACCCACAGUGGCAAGGACAGCCCAGGGGCCAGCGUCUCUCCAGCGGUCUCCCUCACCAGUCCCGGCAAACUCAAAACUCUCCCCCCCAGGAAGGGCCGGGGAUUGAAGCUGGAGGCCAUUGUGCAGAAGAUCGCCUCCCCCAACGGGAGGAAGUUCCCCGUGGCUGGGUUACUGGAGGGGGCGUCCGAUGGGGUAACGCUCGAGGAUAUCCUCUCGGUCCGGGAGGGAUGCUGGGAGAGCGAGCACGGGCCCACCGCGCGGCCCGGGGUCAAAGUUCGCGGAGAGGCCGCGGCGGAGCCUGAGGCCCAGCUCGGGGGCCCGGGGGUGGCCGGCUGCCCCCAGGCUUAUGGGGGUCUCUCCCCGGCGACCCGCCUCCCCUACCAGGCUGACCAGGCCUCCCUGGCCUGCUCCCCGCAGCUGGCGUUAGGCCAGGGUCUAGCUGCCAGCCUCCCCAAACCUGACGGCCUGCCCCCCAAAGGGUACUUCCCGUCGGGCAAGAAGAGGGGGCGCCCCUUGGGAAGCAUCAAUAAGACCAAACGGCAGCUGCAGCCAUGCCGGGGGCUGCAGACCCUGGGGGAGGAGGCAGACAAGAGCGCCCCCAAGAAGAGGCGGCCCAGGAGGAAGAAGGCGCCUCUACACUCACGGCCCAGGAGGAGGAGGAAGCCAGAGGCCCCAGCGGCCUUGCCCCAAGAGCCCGAGAUCAAACUGAGGCACGUGGGGGGCCGGGUCACCCGCAGGAGGAGGGGGGACGCCCAGGACCGCAUCUUCUCGCCGUACGUACUCCUGGAACGGAGGCGAGAGGCGGCGCUGCUUUGCACCAUCAUCAACACCCAGGAGGACGAGCGGAACCGGGGCCAGAGAGGGCCCCAGGGCCACCCGGGGCCUGCGUCCGCCCCCACCCCCACCAGCUGCGCCGGCAAAGUCCUGCCCACCUCCUCGCACAUGGUGGCGGGCCCCCUGGUGACGGAGAGCGCUACCCUCGGCCUGCUGCUGUGCUGCUUGUGCGGGAAGUGCGCCAACCACCGCGACCUGGGUGACCUCUUCGGGCCCUACUACCCCUACCUUUACGCCAGCACCUUGCCCAAGAACCCACCCCCCAAGAAGCUGCUGCCCCCGCCCAGCCGGAUCAAGGUCCGGCACAAAAGCAUGCCCGAGCUCCUAAAGACUGGUCAUUCGGAGGACGAGGGCAAGGAGCUGGGCGCGGUCCUGGGGCACACGCGCUUGAAAAGGCGCCACUACUCUGAGGACUGUACGCCGUCGUGGGCCAGUCCCCGCAGCAACAAAGGUCACCGUCGCUGCUACUGUUGUGAGAAAUCGCCGUCGUCAGUGUCCGCACGGACUCCGCGAUUGAAAAGUGAGCUCAGUUCCCAGGUGGAUCUUCAGUUGCCUCAACUACCUCUCGAUCCCAAUGAACUGUGGGUGCACGGCGCCUGUGUGCUCUGGGCCAGUGAGGUGUACCUGGUCUCGGGGAGUCUCUACGGACUACAGGAGGCGGUGGAAAUGGGCCGAGAGACGAAAUGCUCUCACUGCCAGGAGCCUGGAGCGACCCUGGGCUGCUACUGCAAGGGGUGUCCCUUCAACUAUCACUACAUCUGUGCCACGGAAGCAGGUUGUUUUCUGAAUGAGGAGAACUUCUCGAUGAAAUGUCCCAAACACAAGCACAGAGUCACCAAGAGCAGCGUCACAGAGCAGUCGGAGCGAGGCUGAGCACAUACUACACCAUUCCGCUUGGAUAAAGGGCAAACAGAUCCCCUGUCGAUGGAGACGGUGAAUGGGCAACGAUUACACGCGACCGGACCCAGUUCCUGUACAAGCAAAUCCACCAAGCCCCGUCACCCUCACUGUUCACCUCCACCUCACGGAGACCUCAGCAACUGACUCGGAGCAAACGUUACUCCCACUCCCCUCUCCCAGGGUCAGACAUCCCCAAAAUGUAGCCCCCCACCCCCCCCCGAACCCAGAACUGCACAGGGGACCUUAUGCCCAAACCCCUCACCCAAACCCUUCACUCAAACACAGAGAGACCCAUCUCCCCCCCCCCCCCCGACUCAAACCCCAGGGACCCUCACUCAAACACAGAGAACCCGUCUUCUCCCCAGAUUUCGGGGCCUUGAGGGGGGCGAGGAGAGCCCCCCACAACCCCCACCAUGCGCCCAUCCAGCAGCCCGGACACUGGGGAAUGCCGGGGCUCAGGAACUGUCCAUUCUCCCCAAGCCCAUUCAGCCCGGAACGAUUUCCCACUCCCGUAACUGCCCUCUCCCACUGUAAAUGAGUUUGGUUGGAGAGAGUGGAUUUCCUAGAUUAUAUAUUUUAUUUUUAAAUAUAUCGGUGAGUUUUGAUUUUCAAAUACUUUUUUUUUCCUGUUUCUCUGUCCCCUGCUUUCAUUGGCUGACCACAGCCUGAUCUCAACACAAGUGGGACAUUCUGAUGUGAGAGUGUAGCCCGGGUAUGUUCAGUGUUACUUUGGGUGUUUUAUUCGAUAUAUA